Molecule: messenger RNA, 1530 nt
Organism: Cladophialophora carrionii CBS 160.54
Lineage: Eukaryota; Fungi; Ascomycota; Eurotiomycetes; Chaetothyriales; Herpotrichiellaceae
Exons: 2
Coding region: 1-1530 (509 amino acids)
Molecular function (GO): alpha-1,3-mannosyltransferase activity; GDP-Man:Man(1)GlcNAc(2)-PP-Dol alpha-1,3-mannosyltransferase activity
Source: RefSeq, a predicted model, not a curated record
AUGUCUGCUUCAGAGAAGAGCGCGGUUCCCCAGCGAGCAGCACAGAGGACAAUUGUCUUCUUCCAUCCAGAUCUCGGAAUCGGUGGAGCCGAGAGACUAAUUGUUGAUGCUGCCGUUGGCUUGCAAGAGCAAGGAAACAAGGUCACCAUCUUCACCUCUCACUGUGACCCCAAUCAUUGCUUUGAGGAGGCCAGAGAUGGCACCCUUGAUGUCAGAGUUCGCGGAAACACCCUGUUUCCCCCCACGUUCCUAAACCGCUUCCAUAUUCUCCUCGCGAUUCUCCGCCAGAUACAUCUCGUCUUCUCGAUCGCAGUCUGGAGCAAUGAGCUGAACAGACUUGAACCCGAUGUGUUCGUGGUCGACCAGCUGUCGGCCUGCGUGCCCCUACUGAGAUGGCUCUUUCCGCGCCGCCAGCGCACCCUCUUCUACUGCCAUUUUCCUGACCAACUGCUUGCGGACCGGCGGACAAGUGGGUUGCUAGGGCUCUUGAAAAAGGCAUACAGAUAUCCCUUCGACUGGUUUGAGGGAUGGAGCAUGAGCGCAAGUGACAGGAUCGUCGUCAACUCCAAUUUCACGAAAUCAGUUGCGUCGAGGGUCUGGCCGGCCCUCUCAGAGUCUCUAGGCGUCAUAUACCCGUGCGUCAACAUCCAAGAGACGAAGGUACAGGUGGAACCGGAAGAGACGCCAUUGUGGGACGGACGGUUCAAAAUCCUUCUUAGCAUAAACCGUUUCGAACGGAAGAAAGAUAUUGGUUUGGCUAUACGGGCUUAUAACAACCUCUGUGCUGAUGCCCGUAAAGGGACCCGAUUGAUCAUAGCUGGUGGGUAUGAUCAGCGAGUUUCUGAGAACGUCGAUUAUCACAAAGAGCUGGUCGACAUGGCAGAGGGAUUCGGCCUGUCAGCUGCCACUGCCAAAACAGUGCCUACAGCCUUGGGUAUCCCCGACGACAUUCAAGUACUGUUUCUGUUAUCCGUACCCGGGCCGUUCAAGGAGACACUUCUCAACAAUGCUCGGUUGCUACUAUACACUCCCUCCAACGAGCAUUUUGGUAUUGUACCCGUGGAAGCUAUGCAGCAUGGACUGCCCGUUCUUGCUUCAAAUACGGGCGGGCCUCUGGAAACCAUUGUCGAAGGUGAGACAGGCUGGCUGCGAGACGUGACUAAAGUCGAGGAAUGGACUGUUGUGAUAGACAAAAUUUUGAAUGGGAUGAGCUCAGCAGACCUUGAGAGCAUGAGUCACAAUGGGCGCAAAAGAGUCCACCACUACUUCACAAGGGUGAUUAUGGCAGAGAAACUCAGCAAUGAGUUGGACGCCAUGCUCAGAAACAAGCGCAGUACCUUCCUCGAGAGAAAGGACAUCAUCUUCGGGCUUUCUCUUGUUGCUGCGUUCGCGGCAGCUUUGUUUGCAACCGUCGUCAAGGCGAAAGGUGGCCAAGGAGACAGAAGAGCGACCGAGUUCGUUCGGGCGAAGAGAAUGCACGGAGACACUGAUGAAGGGCUAAAGAUGUUUUCCAAUAAUUAUCAUAGGUAG